AGUCCAGCAAAGGGACUGCGUCUGUCCAAUAGAAAAUACUUUGGACCAAUAGUACGCAAGAUGCGACAGGUGGUGAGUAUAUAAACAUCCCGCGGAUUCGAGGGUGAGGCACUGGAGAAGAUCCCGCGGGUUGAAUUUGCAAGUGAUAAUAAAAGUGAGAAAAAAUUGGAAAAAAAAAAUUUUUUUUUCUUUCAAGAGCAAGUGGACAGAAAAUUUUAAAUUGUAAAUUUAAAUAAUUAUUAUUUUUUUUGGAGGAUGCAAUUUUUUGGGAUUUUUGUUAUUUUUAUGAUCACGGGGAUCGUUGACGGGAUUAUUUUUGACAGUGUUAAAGAUUACUUUAAUUAUAAUCAUAAUUUUAGUAAUAAUAAUAAUAAUUGUAAUGAUAGUAGUAAGGUGGAGGAAGAAUUUGGAAAGAAUAACAAAUUAACUGGGGUUGUGAUAAAGCCGACGAAAAAUUUUUUGGUGUCAAAAAAUAAGUUAAAAUCUCAAAUAUGGAAAAAACUAUGGAGUGUAAAUCAAUUAAAAAAAAAUUCAAUUCCGGAUAAGAAAAUUUCUAAAAAAUCUUUAUUGUCUGUGGGAUUUCAUGGAGGACCUAGUUAUCAUAUGGAGUUACAUCCCUCUGUAAUUCCUAUAUCUAAAUGUGUGCACUAUGUUAAAAUGCAACCUGCUAACAAGGAACGAAGAAAUAAAGUAUUCAACGCCUGGGGUGGAAAGCGGAAUUCGAUUCCAUUGAAACUAGAUCCAAAAAUACGCCGGCCUUCACGGAUGCCAUUCAACAGUUGGGGUGGAAAACGUCAAGUUGAUUAUUAUCAAGAUAACGCCGAAGAUUUAAAUAAAAAAAGCAUCAAUGUUGCGGAUUCUGGAGUUAAAAAACCGUUUAACAGUUGGGGCGGAAAAAGAAGUUUCGGUCAUUAUUAUCAUUUGUAUUCUUCUGAUAAACCUGUCUAACUUCCCCUGCAUUUGUUUUUAUAGAUAAC
Messenger RNA from Cotesia glomerata, 977 nucleotides. RefSeq lists its product as uncharacterized. The transcript is spliced from 3 exons. The record is from RefSeq and is a predicted model, not a curated record. NCBI's taxonomy places the organism in Eukaryota, Metazoa, Arthropoda, Insecta, Hymenoptera, Braconidae. The coding region runs from base 256 to 948 and encodes 230 amino acids.